Phymastichus coffea is the source of this 4548-nucleotide messenger RNA. RefSeq names its product ankyrin-1-like. The record is from RefSeq and is a predicted model, not a curated record. NCBI's taxonomy places the organism in Eukaryota, Metazoa, Arthropoda, Insecta, Hymenoptera, Eulophidae. Gene Ontology annotation, cellular component: ciliary inversin compartment. Bases 280 to 4296 code for a protein of 1338 amino acids. Gene Ontology annotation, molecular function: protein binding. Gene Ontology annotation, biological process: protein localization to ciliary inversin compartment. The transcript has 4 exons.
CGAUGACUGGUGAGUGCUAAUUUACGUUUUUCAACUGGUUGUGAGUAUAAGUAAAAAUAACAAGUAUUACGAAAUACUUAUUAAAAUGUGUAAGGCAUUGUUACACCAGAAGAAAAUACUGAAAGGAAAUAAUCCUAAUAGCAAACUAUACUGACUUGAAGUUUGAAUAUAUUGUUAUGGCAUUUUAUUCUACAUGUUACAGAUAGAUUCACAGAAAAUUUUCCUGAAGUUGAUUGAAAGUAUUAUUAACUAUAUAGGUUGUAUGUGAAAAAAGCUGAAAUGGAUUUGAGUAAACUAGUUCAAAUACAAACUGCUAUAUACUCAUCACUACACGAUGAAACUCUAGAAAUGAAAAUAAAUGCAUCACUACAAUUUCCAGAUAAUUUAUCAAUCCGUGAAGCUGGUUACAAUGGCUUACAUAUAUGUGCAAUGAAGGAAUUUACCGAACUUAUGAUAAAACUAAUCGACCAAGGUGUAGAUUUCAUUAAACAAGGAAGUACCAAUGGAUAUACUCCCCUUCAUUUAUUCGCCAUCAACAGUUACGCAUUCAAUAGUGAAAAACCAGCUCAAGAAUACAUAGGUUCAUUGGGACAGCAUCAAAUAGUAAACAUUCUACUAUCAGAGCAAAUAAAAAGAAACAAAACAUGCAAUCCAACAUGCUCUGUCGGAAUCAGUCAUUUGCACAUUGCAUGUAUGUUCGACUAUGUCGAAGCUGUUGAAUUUUUGUUAAAAAAUGGGGAGUCUGUCAACCAAGUAAUCGCUAGGAAAAGCAUCCGGUUUCCUGGGUGUGCACCUUUACACUUGGCUGUAAAUUUUUCUGCAGUUGCAACUGCUAAAAUUUUAUUUGACUAUAAAGCUGACAUACAUUUAAAAGAUGUCUUGGGCAGAAGUCCAUUACAUAGACUCGUAAAGCGGCAGUUAGAUGCAAUGGACUACAUUACUAUGGGAAAAAGAGAAAAUAAAACUUCAAUCGUACGAGAAGUAAAUAAGUUAGAGACGAUUAUCUGUGAUCUUCUCAAUUCCCGAGAAUCCAGUGAAGUAAAUUUUGUAGAUGAUAUAGGACUUUCAGCUUUCCAUGUAGCUUGCACAAUUAGCGAUCGACGCAAGGCUAAAGCUUUUUUGAAAGAUAAUGUUAACAUAAAUAAACCCCUUAACGACAACAUGCAAUGUUGGGCUGGAUGGACUCCAUUGCAUUUUGCUGCCUGUUGUAGUAUAGAAACAGUCAAACUACUUGUGAAACACGGAGCUGACCUCACAAUAAAAAAUAUGAUAGGAGAAACUCCACUAGAUUUUUGUUUGAGUAGAUAUUCUCCGGCAAUUGUACAUUCCAUUCUCUCAAGCAAACAAGAAUUCAAAGAAAUCUUGCUGAGCGACCAAUCGAUGACACUUUUGGAUUUGAUAUUAACUAUGGACAACUGUGACGAGUUCAAUAGUUUCCUGCAAAAUUUAUCAGACAUUAAUGCCUUUGUUUCUCAUGACUCUCCGAUCUGGCCAGGUUACAGCAUUUUUCAUCUGGCAAUAUCGAUGCACGACCGGGCUCUAGAUAUAAAACAAUAUUUAAAGCAGUUAUAUGAAAUUGACGUGGAUCCCGAAGACUACACAUGUACCGAGAUCGAAGAGAAGAGUUACUGGAAAAGAAUCGUCAUCUGUAUGGCUCGUCAAUGCACUGUUACAACAAGAGAUGUCGAUGGACUAACUCCAAUUCAUUUGGCUUUUAAGUUGCGUAAAGGCAACGUCGUCGACAAAUUGCUGAAUUGUUGUCGCACCAACGAGACCGACUUUGACGGUGUGUCCUUCCUUCACAUAGCCUGUACAAUCGGCAAAAAAAACAUCGUGGAACGCUUUCAUACUGACAUUGAAGUUCCUACAAAGAGUCAAAUAAAAUGGCACGUGAAAACACAGUGUGAAACGGCUCGGCCGAACUCCACGGCACUGCACAUUGCCGUAAUUUUCAACCAUCCUGAAAUCGUUGCAUUCUUGCUGGGGAAAGCUGCCAAUAUACACGCGCAGGACUCGCUAGGCUUCACUCCGGUACAUUUGUCAAUAUUUUCCCCAACGAUUAUUUGCUUGAUUUUCAAUACCAUUAAGGUUAUCGAAGAAGUUGUCAGCAAACAUGGCAUGACACAUUUGCACGUCGCUGCUUUCGUUAAUUUCGACGUUGUCAUCGGAGUACUUUUAAAAUCUGGCGCUAACGUCAACGUCACGUGUAAAUGCAACGUCCCUCUCAGUAAAUUUAGUUUCAUGAAUCAAACUCCUCUGCACGUCGCUGUGAAAAUGAAACAUUUGGACGCAGUUCGUACGCUACUCUCGGCGGGCGCUAGCAUUUACGCCAGUAGCUCAAGUUUGGGAUACGACACUCCUUUGCAAGCAGCAUUAAAAGACGGACGUGAAGUGAUAAUCGAGGAGUUCGUGAAGGAAUUACGUUAUGAUAGACGAAUGAGAGGGCCAAUAGAAGUCUGCGGUGUGACUCUACUUCAUUUGGCUUGUGCAGUACACGACUUCAAGUGGGUUAAAAAAUUGCUGAGUAAGGGAGCUGAUCCCAAUGCUCGAAUCAGCGUGAAUGAGAAUUAUAUAUCCAAUUGGAAAGGAUACACACCGUUGCAUUUGCUCUUUAUCAGAUAUAACUUCGUCGGAAGUAAAUUAAAAACUCUGAUGAUUAUAUUGAAAUUAUUACUCGAGCAUGGAGUUGACGUUACCUUGCAAUGUGAAAAGGGCUAUUCGCCUCUACUACUGGCUGACGAAAUUAUUUUUGAAAAAAAUAAGGAAGCUAGGAGAGAUAUGUGGGCGUUUAUUAUGGAAGAUUCUAGAGAGAUUGUUAAAAAUAAAAACACUGAAAAAACGGAGAUGAUCGCCCAGAGGCGCAUCGAGACUAUAGAAAUGUACGAGAUUCUGGAUUUUAUGUUGGAAAAUCAAAAAUCUUACGCUGUCAAUCCGGUAUCGAAGCACGGCGCUACGCAUUUCCAGUAUGCCUGCAAGAGAAACAACAUCAACAUUGUCUACAAGUUUUUGAAAAAUGGGGUCGACAUCAACCAGGCGGUAAAUAUCUUUGGAGUGAACUUGUCUCCUGGUUUCACGCCGCUACACUAUGCUUUCGCUCAUCGCAGUUUCGAGGUAGCCGAACUCUUACUUGAGCAUAACGCGGACGUGACCCUCACAGAUUUCCAAUCUCACAACGUACUUCACGUUACCGCGGCGUGUAACGUCGACGACGUGCGCUUACUUGAAAAGGUAGUCAGCAUGGGAUGCAACGUCAAAGGACUAAAUUAUCGUAAUGUUUCGCCGUUCGAGAUGCUCGUUAAAUCAAGAUUUAUGUCAUACGAUGAAUUUAAGUUCUAUAUUGAUCAUGGCUGUGACCUCGAAUUUUGUCAGGUAGAUGACCAGCAGGGUUUAAUAGGACAGUUGUUGAGAAGCGCAAGGGCGGAUCAUCGAGAAGCGAUAGUUCGAUUGCUAGUUGAAUCCUUCAACUUCAGAAAGAAAAUUAAAAAUGGCUUUAACCCUAUACAAAGCUUUGUUAGCACUUAUCCAGAACCAUACGAAUGGACGGUUGACAGAUACCUUGGAGGUAUUCAAUUUUUCAUGGACUUGGGUUGUAAACUCGAUGCUCCAAAUAUCGACGGAAAAACAGCUCUUCACUCUGCCAUUGCUUUCCUUAACGUAGGCGCUGUUGAGGCUCUAUUACUUCUUGGAGCUAAUAUCAACUGCAUAGACAACACCGGCAGUAGAACAAUUUAUCACUGCUCAAAUUCGUGGGGGUCAACUGAACGCGAAGAUAAUAUUAGAAAAAUUAGCUUAGUUCUCUCUGCUCAUAUAUGGAAGAUGAAUUUAGUAGGGCUUCAACUGAACGAAAGGAAUGCGAACCUUGCCGCAGGUUUUUGGUGGUCAGCUUUGAUCGAUACAGGGAUAGAAGUGCGUUCCAAGAAUGAAUUAAUGAAGUUGGCACAAAUAAGGAUCAACGAGAAAUGGACUAUGCAAGAUUUGCUAUCCGACUCUAAAAUAGUGAUUGAUUAUCAAUUCAUGCCAAGCUCUCAACGUCAGCUAAUCGAUAAAAUGUUCACGUCUCAAAUUGAUCUGCGCAGAGAAUAUCCAGAAUUCUGCGGAUUACUGACAUUACAAUAUAAGAGAGCAGUGAACAAUGUCUACCUUUACUGGUCAAUCAAGAAUUUGAUAAUGACGAUGUCUAACCUCGAACUCCCUGACGAAUGUAUGAAGAAUAUGCUCGGUUAUUUCACUUGUAAGCAAUGUGUGAAUUUUCACGAAACAGUUGAUAGCUUUGAUGAAAUUAACGAAAAUACUUGAACAAAGGGUGAGUCUUUUUAUGAUUCCGUUUUGUUAGUACUUAAUGUUCUGUAUUUUUAUAUCUGUCGACUAUUACAUUCAUUACUUACAUAAUGACUGUGCUAUAUCUGUAAGACGCUUAUUUCAUGACUUAUUAUCUUCCAAUAUGUUUUUGUAUGUACCUAUAAUUCAAAUUACAAAUCAUGCAAUUGAAUUAUCACAAAAAUAUAGUAAAAAAUGAUUUGAUAAAUUAAUAAAGAUUCUUAAACGAAU